Messenger RNA from Ixodes scapularis (black-legged tick), 2925 nucleotides. It is a transcript of the gene DCAF12, whose product is annotated as DDB1- and CUL4-associated factor 12. The coding region runs from base 148 to 1512 and encodes 454 amino acids. The record is from RefSeq and is a predicted model, not a curated record. The transcript has a single exon. Gene Ontology annotation, cellular component: Cul4-RING E3 ubiquitin ligase complex. Gene Ontology annotation, molecular function: protein binding. Lineage: Eukaryota; Metazoa; Arthropoda; Arachnida; Ixodida; Ixodidae.
CAAAAGCCGACCAUCGCCGUGCAUCAUCAUGGCCGUCUCCUGUCCAGCUGCCUACCUCGGCAAGCUAAAAGUAGAUUAAGCGUACUGUAGUCAACAUCACCCCUCGCAAAACAGCUGCGCUGCAGCACAAGCGUCCCUACGAGCAUUAUGGCACACGUGAGGAAACUGUGUAUCAGUGGCUUCCGGACGGACGACGAGGAAUCGUCCCUAGACGCCGUGUGCAGUAGUAGGACGCCCUGGCCCGAACUCGUCGCCGAGUCUCGGACGCGCCUUCUGAACGACCCGAAGCGGCUCGAACACUUCAUCAACCGAGAGUUCCGCUUCGCCAAGCGCACCUCCAAGAACUUCGCGGACUACACCAACAGCCGCGAGCUGGGCCUGGAGCACCUACAGCGACUACGCGUCAACCAGACCUACGGCAUUCGUCACCUCCUCCAGAACGGACUGUACCGCCAGCACGAAAUCGACCUGGGCCGCCUCAACAAGGUCUUCUGUUCGUCGUGGUUGUCCGACCGGCAGGUCGUGUUCGGCACCAAGUGCAACAAACUCAUGGUGCUCGACGUGGGCAACGGCAAGCUUUAUCAGAUCCCGAGCCUCCACAGCUCAAAGGUCAGUCCGCCGCCCGAAAACCCGUGCGGCAUCCACGCUCUCCAGAUCAAUCCGUCGAGGACGCUUCUCGCUACGGGUGCCCUGUACUCGAACGACACGGCCGUGUACCGCCUGCCCACGCUCGACCCCGUCUGCGUGGGUGAAGGAGCCCACAACGACUGGAUCUUCGAUCUAGCCUGGCUCGACGACGAGUUCUACGUGACCGGCUCUCGAGACACGACUCUAGCCCUCUGGAGGGCUCGCGAACCGCGCGGCCCGGCGUCCGAUUCGGACGACCUCACCCCCAGCUACGGGCACACGAAACCCCUAGUCGUGCGCGGCUGCAAGAACGCAGACAAGGUGCGCGCCCUGCUCUACAGCCAGCGGUACUGCGAAGUGGUGGCGCUGUCGCUCAACGCCGUCGUGCACCAGUGGGACGUGAACACGUUCCGCUGGAAGGCGUCCCACAAGCUGCCCUACUGCCAGGAGAACGUCUGCCUGGCUCAGCAGCCCCAGCGCAAUGUGUAUGCGGUCGGAUCCAAGUCGUACAUCACGUUUCUGGACUCUGGCACCUUCCGACAGACGCAGAAGGUGCCGUCCAAGUUCAUCGGCUGCAGCAUCCGGUCGCUGAGCUUCUCCAACGACCUGCUGACCAUCGGCACGGGCAUCGGGGUGGUGUUGUUCUUCGACCUGAGGGCCUCCAAGUACCUCGAGGAGUCGGCGGGGCACCGCAAGUACAGCACGCUCAAGGCGAGCAACGGCUGGGUGCAUGCGGACGACCUGUACCGCGAGGUCUUCUGGAACACCGAGUACCGUCCGGCCAUCUACACGCACUGCUACGACUCGUCCGGACUGCAGUUGUUUGCAGCAGGUGGUCCGCUCCCCGCCAGCCUCCGCGGAAACUAUGCUGGACUUUGGCACUGACCACAGUCCUUGCUGACUCUAGCAAACUUUAGUGAUGCGUAAGUUAGCUGAGCCUAAGCUAAGCCAAGUUUAAGCUAAUCUGUGCCUAAACUAAGCUGGACUUAGGCUGAGCUCAAGCUAAGCUAAACGGAGUCUAAGCCGAGUUUAAGUUAAGCCAAGCCUAAACUAAGCUGAACUUAAGCUAAGCUAAGCCUAAGCUAAGCCAAGUUUAAGCUAAUCUAUGCCUAAGCUAAGCUGGACUUAAGCUAAGCUGAAUCAAAUUAAACCCAGGCUGAACUAAACAGUCUAAGCUAAGCCGAGUUUAGGUUAAGCCAAGCCUAAACUAAGCUGAACUUAAGCUAUGCUGAGCCUAAGUUAAGCCAUGUUUAAGCUAAUUUGUGCCUAACCUAAGCUGGACUUAAGCUGAGCCUAAGCUAAGCCCAGCCGAGUUUAAGCUAAGGGAGCUUCUCUUGGUCUUGCACCUAGAACAACUUGAUGCAAAUUCAGUGCUGCUGGGACUAGGCAACAGAUGUGGCAGUGGUCAUGUAACACCGAACUGCGACCACUGAGGCGACAUUUGGAACGCGGGACAGACUGACUUCGGAAGGCCCUUCACUGAAGUUGGGAGCCUCCGUACACAGAACCGGCGGGCGACAUUUUUGACCCAUACCGUGUCUGGACAAAAAGACAGAAAGUUGCGUUUGCAAGCUUGGAUGCAACCGUGCGUGCCGACAGUUGUGCUAGAUUGUAGAAACCAGGUAUGAAACUGUCCAGCGGACGUGCGCAGAUCAUAGGUGGUUUGCUUGGUUUUGCGACGUGUUUAUUGGUGCUCCGUUUUUGCCGGACUCCAAUCGUGGUUCAGAGCGGAUGCGAAGAUGAAUAGUGCUUGAUUGUCGUGAAAAUCUGAAUCGCAUAGAAGCAUCUCGAUUAUAGUAUACCACAUUUGAGGAUCUUUAUAGUGCUGCAGAGGUGAGGGGGGGGGGGGGGGAAUGCAGCAGCGUCAUGGGACGCAGCAGCCUUUUCUGUUCAGAAAUUGCUAAUGUACGGUCGUUGCCACAGUUGUGAAAUUUUUUACCCUCGAAGAAAUGCGAUCCUGUUGCGCUUUGCCGACCUAACUUAUUUGCCGAAAUAACUGUGCUCUAUCGAACGGUGUUGAACGUUACUUGCAGACCUUAAACUUCUAGCAUCGUUACCAUUAACCCCAUAACCACCAUUGACCCUUUAAAAGAAAAAAAAACGAGUUUGGUUGCAUGUUUAGAAACACCAUUUUUAUGUUGCGAUAGUUGCCUACCGCGACCGCUAGAAUCUCAUUUUAAAAGGCUAAUUUUUUUCCUUCCAUUUCUGCGCGUUGGACCGCUCGAGCGUGGCACCGGGACAGAAGUGUCUUGUGUGAGGUGACAAUAGAAUUAAAACUUUGCCGGUUCCCGGCUUGAA